GCCAACAAAACCCAGCACAUGGUUAAACCCCAAAAGCCCCCCCCCCCAGGUCCUGCGUCUGUUGGAAAGCAAAGCAAGCAAUGGCGGAUGUUACUAGUACGAAGCAGAGCGAGGCAGCCGAGAAAGUCGACUACCGCAACCUGCCCUGCCCCAUACCCUAUGAAGAAAUCCACCGCGAAGCCAUGAUGUCUUUAAAGCCAGACCUUUUUGAGGGGAUGCGCUUUGACUUCACCAAAGGACUAAAUCACAAGUUCUUCCUUAGCCACAGUGUAUUCAUGGGACCUACAACCAUUCCUUCUCAAACUCCUGAAACCAUAAAAAUCCCUACUGCUAACUAUGAGUUUGGUGCAAAUUUCAUAGACCACCCAAAGUGCCUGCUUUCUGGGAGAGUAAUGACAGAUGGAAGACUCAGUGCAAGAGUGAAGUAUGACUUGAGUGACAAUUUCACUUUGAAGGCUAAUGCUCAGCUUACAAAUGAGCCACAUAUGUCUCAUGGCAUUGUCAAUGUUGAUUACAAGGGUUCAGACCACAGAGCCCAAGUUCAGAUGGGAAAUGGGACCCUAAUUGGGGCGAAUUACGUCCAGUCUGUGACUCCACAUUUCUCUUUGGGUGGCGAAGUAUUUUGGGCUGGUCAGCAUCGAAAAUCGGGUAUCAGUUAUGGGGCACGAUUCAACACUGACAAGAUGGUUGCUACGGGGCAGGUUGCUAGCACUGGAAUGGUUGCAUUGAACUAUGUCCAGCGAGUGUCUGAGAAGGUUUCACUAGCAUCAGACUUCAUGUACAAUUACAUGUCAAGCGAUGUCACAGCAAGUUUUGGCUAUGAUUACAUUUUCAGACAGAGUCGUAUUAGAGGAAAGAUUGAUACCAAUGGCUGCACAGCUGCUUUUCUGGAAGAGAGAUUAACUAUGGGUCUUAAUUUUAUUCUUUCUGCAGAGAUAGAUCACAUGAAGAAAGACUACAAAUUUGGGUUUGGGAUGACAGUUGGAGAAUAGAUAUAGGCUGUGAAUCUGUACUCCCAAAUCUUAUAUGAUUCUGGCAUUUUUCCCUUGGUCGAGUUACAGUUUUGUGUAGAGGAAGAGGUUCUCAAAUAGCCAAUAUUGUUUCCUUUUCUGCUGGUAUUCACUAUUCCAAAGGAAAAAAAACGAAAAGGAGAGCAAAGUACUACUCUCAACAUUGUAAAGUUU
Molecule: messenger RNA, 1184 nt
Organism: Rosa rugosa (rugosa rose)
Lineage: Eukaryota; Viridiplantae; Streptophyta; Magnoliopsida; Rosales; Rosaceae
Product: mitochondrial import receptor subunit TOM40-1-like
Exons: 11
Coding region: 81-992 (303 amino acids)
Biological process (GO): protein import into mitochondrial matrix
Cellular component (GO): mitochondrial outer membrane; mitochondrial outer membrane translocase complex
Molecular function (GO): transmembrane protein transporter activity
Source: RefSeq, a predicted model, not a curated record